ACACUCACUGCCUCUCCGUAGCCACGCCCACCAUUACAGUUAUUGGGGAAUGGCUGCCGUCCAUCAAGCAGAUGUCGGUAGUGGGCUACAGCGUGUCCCUAGCGACUCUCCUCAUCUCCUUCGUCAUCCUCGCCUCCCUCAGGAAAUUACGGUGUCCGAGGAACCUCCUGCACCUGCACCUCUUCGGGUCGUUCAUGCUGCGGGCGCUGGUGGUGCUUCUGAAGUCGUCUCUCCUGGUGGAAGGGACAGCUCUUCCGCAGAACUUCCACGUGCAAGAUGGCGUCCACACGUUCAACUCCUCCAGCGAGACAUGGACGUGUAAACUCAUGAUCUGCGUGUGGCAGUACUUCAUCCUGGCCAACUACUCAUGGCUGCUCAUGGAGGGCCUCUACCUGCACAGCCUCAUCUUCAUGGCCCUCUUCACUGACUCCUCGGCCAUCACGCUCUACAUUCUACUUGGUUGGGACGUUGGAAGUGCUCCCUUGAAAACCCCUCUAAAACGUAGAAACUCUGGAAAAAUUAUGAAAACAACAAUUAAGCACAUUCUCACACCUGCUUCCCGAAAACCUUCCCCCUACACCGGACAUCCUCCAAUUCCAACAACUCCUUCCCCCUUCACUUUGCCCCCCCCUCCCCUUCCCUCUCGAUGCUGGCCCCUGUGA
Molecule: messenger RNA, 662 nt
Organism: Penaeus monodon (black tiger shrimp)
Lineage: Eukaryota; Metazoa; Arthropoda; Malacostraca; Decapoda; Penaeidae
Product: secretin receptor-like
Exons: 5
Coding region: 72-662 (196 amino acids)
Biological process (GO): cell surface receptor signaling pathway; adenylate cyclase-modulating G protein-coupled receptor signaling pathway
Cellular component (GO): plasma membrane
Molecular function (GO): peptide hormone binding; G protein-coupled peptide receptor activity
Source: RefSeq, a predicted model, not a curated record